This is a messenger RNA of Blepharisma stoltei, 771 nucleotides long. Lineage: Eukaryota; Ciliophora; Heterotrichea; Heterotrichida; Blepharismidae. The record is from the annotation of a GenBank genome assembly.
AUGAGCCAAGAUAAGCGAAUAAAUAUUUUCAAUUAUAGAAGAAAGGAGAGAUUACGAAAAGUCAUCUUGAGUGAAAUAGGAGAAGACACUCUGUCGCCCAACCAAAUAAGUAUUUUGGAUUUUGAAAUUCAAAAUUCAGAUGAUUUAUUUGAUAAAGGGAUGACAUUUAAUGAAGCUGCGGAAGAUAUAAAAUCGAAGAUUUUGGUUCAAGUAUCAGAGAUCACAUCUGGUUUCAGCACUCCUCAAUCUAAGACUGAAUGAUUAGAGCAAGAAUAUACUCCAGUCCAUCAAGAAGAAUCAAUUAUUAACGAAAUUCCGAGUUUAAACAAUCCUUCAGAUUAUCUCAAAAUCAGAGAAAGAUUUUUUGAUGAAUUUAAAGAAAUGGAAAAUAGAUUUGAAAAUACGAAAAAAAGAAGCAUUGAAAGAACUUCGAUGCUAGAAAAAUCAAAAAUUGAUGAAGAAAAAGCAAGAGUAAUUCAAAAAGAGCUAGAAGAAUAUGAAAGGCUAAAAUCAUAUUAUAAUGAGUUUAAUAAAAAAGUUGUGAAAGAGGAUGUAAGAGAUGCAUUAGAUAAACAAAUUAGAGAAAAGCAAAUAAUGAUUGAAAAAGUAUUGAAUGAAGAAAGCAAGAUAAGAGAAAGCUUGAUUGAGUGAGAUAAGCUGGCAAAGAUGAGUGAGGAUGAAAACAAAAUAAGAAAUAGGUCAAAUCAAAGAAUUUUGUUUGAUAAAUUAGAGAAUCAAAUUAAAGAAAAAAAUAGCGGUAGAUAUUUGUAA